Molecule: messenger RNA, 3417 nt
Organism: Paramuricea clavata
Lineage: Eukaryota; Metazoa; Cnidaria; Anthozoa; Malacalcyonacea; Plexauridae
Source: the annotation of a GenBank genome assembly
UUAAAAUAUUGUGCAAAGGCUCGCAGUAGGAUCAGUUGUAGUUGAACUUCGUCAGGAAAGUUGGAAAGAUUAAGAUGGAGUCUAAGUUCGUGAUUUUGUUGUUGUUUGUCUUUAUGGCUGACAUAACUUCGGUCGUCAACAGUCAGAGUAAAACUACGGUGAGUUUGUCGUCUUAUGAUAUCUAGGCACUAGAGUUUACGUACGGUACAUUUACUGGUAAUUUAAGAUAAAAGCGAACAUUUAAUCAUUUAUAUCGGACAGCUGUAUCAGUUCUCCCUAGAGGACAAGUCUAUCAGUCCUUGUUGCUCCGGUGUUAUACUACAUGAGGAAACCUAAAGUAAACUACGUUAUUUAUCCUGGCUCAUACAGGACACCUCGAUCAGUUCUAAACUGUUGUCCCUUCACGUUUAGAAUAAGGACAAUCCCUUAUUGUCCCAUGCAGUGUAAGCUCAGGAAUGGAUUUACUGCGGGAGUGCAGGGAUGUGGGCAACACACUCUGGAUCUGGCUGGAUCAAUCCAUGAGUUAGCUACUAGACGAGCUACCUCAUUAAGCAAACUCAUUUUAUUUAUACUAGACAUUUGAUAGCUCUUUGAGUUCUGUCGAAGCUGUUUUCGUUCAUUGUCCAGUAUAAGGACCAUCUUGUAUUGCUAAUUGUGUUAUUAUAUCCUUAACAAAUCUUUGUCAUUUUUUAUUAGUCUUCUCAGGUGACCUGUGGUUCUGCAGGUAUCCCAGGUAUCCCUGGAAUUCCAGGAAAUCCCGGAAGAGAUGGCAUACCCGGGUCACGUGGUCCUGCGGGCGCGAAAGGGGAGCCUGGGGAGAGAGGAGAUGAUUACGUAGAUCUGGUGAAGUCAAAUUGGAAACAAUGUGUUUGGAAGAGAGGUGAUGGCAAAGACACUGGCUUGAUACAGGUUCAAGAAAUUAAGGAUUUUAUGUAUUUAAGUAAUAGUUCAAAUAGGAGAUAGCGGACAUUACCGGGAUAUUUCAAACUCAUUAAUAAUUCAUGAGUAAAUUAGCCAAUCAUAUCGCUUUAUUUUGCUCACAUGAUAAUACUGGAUACCUGGUGAAGUACAUUAAUUCAGUCCUUGGACUGGAUCAAAAUUAAUUCAUUCUUGGGCUGGAUCAAAAUUAAUUCAGUUCUUGGGCUGGAUCAAAAUUAAUUCAGUCCUUGGACUGGAUCAAAAUUAAUUCAGUCCUUGGACUGGAUCAAAAUUAAUUCAGUUGGACUGGAUCAAAAUUAAUUCAGUCCUUGGACUGGAUCAAAAUUAAUUCAGUCCUUGGACUGGAUCAAAAUUAAUUCAGUCCUUGGACUGGAUCAAAAUUAAUUCAGUCCUUGGACUGCAUCAAAAUUAAUUCAGUCCUUGGACUGGAUCAAAAUUAUUUCAGUCCUUGGACUGGAUCAAAAUUAAUUCAGUCCUUGGACUGCAUCAAAAUUAAUUCAGUCCUUGGACUGGAUCAAAAUUAAUUCAGUCCUUGGACUGGAUCAAAAUUAAUUCAGUUCUUGGGCUGGAUCAAAAUUAAUUCAGUUCUUGGGCUGGAUCAAAAUUAAUUCAGUUCUUGGGCUGGAUCAAAAUUAAUUCAGUUCUUGGGCUGGAUCAAAAUUAAUUCAGUCCUUGGACUGGAUCAAAAUUAAUUCAGUCCUUGGACUGGAUCAAAAUUAAUUCGGUUCUUGGGCUGGAUCAAAAUUAAUUAAGUUGUGAUUUAUUCGCAUGAGAUGUUAUUUCAAAUCUUCCAAUUCGGACUGGACUAGAUUUCAAGUCCUCGCAUUUUGAUCCAGUCCUCGACUUCAAGCUCGGACUUGAUCAAAUUGCGCGGAGUUGAAAUCUAGUCCAGUCCUCAUAGUCGUAUUUGAAAUAUUAUUUCAGGUGCCGACUGCGUUUUUCAGUAAAACGAACCACGGACCAGCUUUAUUACAGUCAAAACAGAAAAACCUGCACACUUCCGCUUGUGUAGUUCGUUGUGGCAUACUGUAUUUCUGCAGUAGCUGCUGAAAAAAUGUUUGUUCAAAAAUCGUGCAUUAACAUAUAACUAAUAGCUGUUGUAGAAUUUAUUGAUUAGCCAACACACAUUCCAUCCAAAAUAAUGCUAACAAACAAACAUAAGUCAAGAAUAAGCGGUUUCUUUCGUUAAAUUUUUCCGAGCUUCUACAGAAAUACAGUAUUACACAACAAACGGCAGUAACUGAAGUGUGCAGGUAUUUCCGUUUUGACUUUAAUGUUCGGGAUUUUGAAAUCCUAUUAAGUCCGAACUCGAGAAUUUGAACUAAAUUCCGUCAAACGUUGUAAUUUACACAGUUUUAUUUAAAAUCUGAUUUUAACGUUCCGAUACUUUUAGUGUCCUGUAAGACAUCUUCCUUUAGUUUCUACUGUUAAUUAAUAAGCCGGUUUGAGAUGAUAUUCUUACAACCUUCUUUGGUACGGCAAAAUUUAAAUGUUUGGUUCACACUUGGCUAAGUUUCUGGCCAAUUUUAAAAUUGCAAAUUCUUACCCUGCAACUAAACCUUAACCACCGCUCUAAUCCAAACCUAAUCCCAACAAACGUAGAGCAAAUCUUAAGAUAAUCCUUGUCCCUACCUUGAUAUAUGUAAUCCUUACCUAAUCUUAGUUUAGUUAUAAUCCUUGCGCUUACUCUAAUAGUAAUCUAAACGUAAUCCCACUUAAUAGCAAUCCUAAAUUUUUCAUCUAAUCACUAAAUUAAUCCCAAACUAACCAUACCCAAAACCCAAUGUCCUAACCUUAAGGUGGCGCUAAUCUAAUCUCUGAGCUAAUCCUAACCUAAUCUAGUUCUUAGCGUAAAGUUAAUCUAAUUCAUACAUUUAGCUAAACUAAUCCAAAGGCUUUGAAGCCUGAUCUAAUACUUACCCUUAACCUAAUCUUAUCCUAAUUAUCCUUUGUCUUUUCUGUUCAUAUAGAACUGUAUUUUCAACAAGAAAUACGACAACACCUCACUCCGUGUGUUCUACGAAGGAAACCUACGUUCUUAUGGCAGUCAGGUUUGCAAUCGAUGGUAUUUUACAUUUGAUGGUGCAGAAUGUACAAAACCUGCGACUAUUGAAGGAAUUGUUUACGUUAAAUCGACCCAAAUCAACCCCCAUUAUCACCGCCAUAUUGAAGGGUACUGUAACCAGGUUCCUAAAGGUCACAUACGUGUUGGGUUCUGGAUAGGCAAGUGUCAGAGUCAUAGUCUCGGAGAUGGUUAUACUGGAUAUAUUUCGAUGUCUCGUAUUGUGAUUGAAGAAGUACCACCUCCUCAAGCUUAAUAUCAUUCAAGAAAAAAGAGUACUAUUCAUAUCAUACUAUAUAACCAAAUUAUACAAAUAUAUAACUUUUACGAAAGAGAAUUGGAAAAUAAAACUGAAUUCAUUAUCAGUUAUGUUUCUGUAAGUAUCAGAUAAAAUCAAUAAAAUACUUUUUCAGCAU